UAGGUGAAUUUUUUUCCUUUUUUUUAAGUAGAACAUUUAAGAAGAUUUUUAGUCAAAGUCAGCUUAGUUCUCAAUUUAGCCACAAGUACAUGGCAUACUGAGAACCAAAAUUGCAUUACUCUCAGACCCUAGGUGCACAACAGAUAAUAAUACAUAAAGUACAAUUUAAACAAAAGAAAAAUUACAAUAAACACAAUAACACACAUAAUAUAAUCUAAAAAAUAUAAGUAAAAUACAAAUUGUAUAGAAUUACAAUUAAGGGCACAUGGCAAGAAGUGCAAACCAGAGUUGUGCAAUUGCAAACAGUAUGUAGUGCAAAAAGCUUGCAAGUAUGAUAAAGUGUCAGUGCCUUAAUAUUAUGCAAGGAGAAAGUAUGAGGUAACUAGCAGUCCAAUGUUACACAAAUUUAAUGAUGCAGAUCUGUAAGUGUUUUUAGAAGAAACUAUGGUUUUUAGUGAUUCAUAAAAUUCAAGCAAACAACUACAGGCAUUUUGAGAGACAAAAAAUUAAUACCUGUGGUCCCUAAUAAUACAUGGUAAUGAUACAUUUUAUGGGAUGAAAGGAUCAGUCUGUCUAAUAUACAGAAUUUUUAUCUACAUUCAUACUAUUCACAACAUUAUUGCCUGUAAGCCUCAAAUGGCUCGGAAUGAUAAACUAAGGAAAAUUAUUGCAUUUUGUAUUAUUAAUAAUGGGAGUUUUGAUAACAAAGUAACGCCAUUGCCUAAUUAAUCAUUACAUAAACAAACUGGUGAAUCUGUUGGGGGUAUUUUUUGUCAAAUUUGUCCAUUCUCUAAGGCUGUAGAUAAGAGCUGUUAGUAAUGUUCAGUUUGUUUCGAAAGAUGUGAAUGAAGCAAUGUAUCAAUCAUUCAAUUCAGCCCCAAGUAUUUAAUUAGUUUUUCCUUUAUAUGUUUUCUUUUUCGCUAGUACUCAUUUUGUAAAUCACCAAGGACCAAAAUGUAUUUACUUUUAAGUGAGCAAUUUUAAUAUGAAUUUUUUUUUCUAUACAGGCAUCAAGUAAUAUGGGACCGAUACAUGGGUGUUAUCAAAAGCUGCAUCCUGAAAAUGUACCAUGACUAAAACACAUGCUGCUAGUUAUCGUGACCAAAUUUCCCCUUUAUAAGUAACAAUACAGUUUCUCUAUGUUUGUAAGCGUUAUUCUUUUCUCUUUUUUUAUUUUAUUAUUUUUACACUUUUUAGCAAUACAGUUGCACUAAUACAGUUGCACUACUGUUUGUAAAUGUUUCUACCUCAGCUCAGUUUAUAUAUAUUAACGUAUUCUUCUUGUAUAGUAUAAGUUAAGUAAACCUAGUUUUCCACAAAUCUGCCUUUUUUUCCUGUUUCUCAAAGUGGUCAUUAGGACAGUCCUGUUACUGAUUAUGCAGGGUAAUAGUAGCAGCAUGGGGUCUUCAGUUGGCUGGUCAGCUCUGCAGUGGAUGGAUGAGGAGACACUUUUACUACCUUAUAAAAGGCCUGACCUGGGACAGCUGUCACCCUCUACAAAUGGUCAUGGAAAAUUCUUGCAUAAACGUCCUCAUGGGAACAUUCCCUGCUGUUUCUGAAAGUAGGCUGCCUCUGUUUCCAUCAAAGCCAUUGUCUUAAUGGUGCUCAACCUUCUUUGUGUAAUGAAGACGCAUGAUGUUUCUGGCAUCGGCUAGUGUUUUACAGUCAAAACAGAGGCCUGGCCUUCUUUUUUUUUACUUUUUUUUACCCUGUCUGCAUUCCUUUUCGACACCCCCUAGUAAAUACCCAGCAGUGUCAGACACAAGCAAGCUUGAUCAGUACGAAAGUUUACAAGGCAGAGUGAAUUAAAAAUGGGAAGUAAUUAAGGAUUUGUCUAACAAAACCCAGAUGGAUUGUUUUGCCGCCGGACAUGAUUUAGUUUUUUUGUUUGAUGAAUUUUAAGAUUUACUCCAGAAAGCAGAAAUUUAUGUCAUUUGUGGGCUGAAGGAGAAACAUGGCAGGAGGGUGAAGGGUGGCAGAGGUGCAGGAGCCAAACGGGACUGGGUGGAGGGGAAGAAGUGGGACGUCCUAGACUCCUUACAAUAGCAUUACACCUUUCCUCACAUUCAUAAUACACUUCCCAACAGAUUUCAGUGCCUAGGUCUUGUUUGUGCUCUGCUAUAUGCUGCCAGAAAGAGAUAUAAGGAGACUUUGAGACUGAAGAAUAUAGCAAGAAAAGUCUCACCUCUCCUGUUUGCCUGCCCUCUUUUUAUAUCCCCAAAGGAACUGAACAGACCCUCCUGCACUUCUGUUCCCUCUCUCAUUGAACCUUUUGGAGUAAAAGUGUUUUAACAACACCUAUACAUUUGUUCAGCCCUCCUUCCAGCUGUGUAUGUGACAGUGUGAGUGUCCUGUAACUAUGAAGGCCACAUAUGUGUUUGUUUGCGUGGGUCUGGCUCUUCUUCCUGGUACAAUCUGCCAGUCUCCUGCUGAAAGUGAAGCUUACACAGACUGUACAGAUGGCUAUGAGUGGGACGAGCAGACUCAACUCUGUCGAGACAUAAAUGAGUGUGAGACCAUUCUGGAGGCCUGUCGAGGAGAAAUGAAGUGCUUCAAUCAUUAUGGUGGUUACCUGUGUCUUCCUCGCUCCUCCUACGUGAUCACUGCACCUGAGACUGCCAGCCAAUCAGAGCCCAAUGUGCCUGUGCCAGUGCCAGAAAACGAGGCCUUCAACCCAUGUCCACUUGGCUACAGGGCCCAAGGAGAGUCCUGCGUGGAUAUUGAUGAGUGUGAGCUGAACAUGCAUGACUGCCAGCCCAGCCAGGAAUGUAUCAACACAGUGGGCACCUUCACCUGUCAGUGUCCUGACGGCUACAGCAAGAUUGGCAUAGAGUGUGUGGAUAUCGACGAGUGCAGGUACAGGUACUGUCAGCAUCGCUGUGUGAACGUGCCAGGAUCUUUCUCUUGUGAGUGUGAACCAGGCUUUCAGCUGGCUGGAAACAACCGAUCCUGUGUUGAUGUAAAUGAGUGUGAAAUGGGAGCACCUUGUCAGCAAAGGUGUUACAACAGUUACGGGACGUUCCUGUGCCGCUGUGAUCAAGGCUAUGACCUGGGACCUGAUGGCUACUCAUGCAAUGACAUCAACGAGUGCAGCUACUCCAGUAUCUUGUGCCAGUAUCAGUGUGUGAAUGAGCCUGGAAAAUUCUCCUGUGUUUGUCCAGAAGGCUACGAGCUACUUGGAUCUCGACUCUGCCAGGAUGUGAAUGAGUGUGAGACUGGCAGUCAUCAGUGUGGAGAAGGACAGGUCUGUGUGAACAUCCAUGGAGGACAUCAGUGUGUGAGCGCCAACCGCUGCCAGGAGCCCUACAUCCAGGUCUCAGAGAAUCGUUGUAUUUGUCCGGUAGUGAAGCCGGAGUGCCGUGAUCUGCCCUUCUCUAUUGUGCAUCGAUACAUGAGCAUCACGUCUGAACGCUCCGUUCCCUCCGACAUCUUCCAGAUUCAGGCCACCAGUGUCUAUCCUGGAGCCUACAACUCCUUCCGCAUCCGAUCUGGAGACCAAAAUGAGGAAUUCUACAUACGGCAAAUCAACAACAUCAGUGCUAUGCUGGUUUUGGCGCGGACCGUGACGGGGCCGAAGGAGUACGUCCUGGACCUGGAGAUGCAGUCGGUAAAUCCACUGAUGAACUACCAGACCAGCUCAGUCCUGCGCCUCGCCGUUUACAUCGGCCCUCAUGUCUUCUGAACACACUGAGAAACAGACGGAGCAACACAAGGUUUUCUCUAGUCAGUCUAUUUCUGCUUUCAUGAGUUGAAAAUUAGCAACACUUUCCUCUAAUUCACAAGCUAAUAAUGUGACUUCGGUCUGUGACUGUGCUUUAUUCUGGGAAGUGUGAACGCAUCUGAACAUUCAUUUAUUCCUCUCACUUUGUCAUCGUAGACUCAUUUUUACACAUCCAGUACAUGAGAAACACAAACACAAAACAAUUUGUUUGAAUCGAGGCAUUGUUUCUUAUUAAUAGCUCAAUACAUUUAAAGUUAUCUAAUCUGCAUGAGAUAUACAUACAGUCCAGCCUUAAAAUGUGUCUGCUGUGUACUUUCCAAAAACACUAACAAACUAAAAACAAAUCCAGAACUGAAAUGAGGUGAAUAUGAGAGGAUUAAAUGAAUUAUGUAAAUAAUCUGAGACACAAUUCUUAGGUAACUUGUUGCAUUUUCUUUAGUAUUUUUCAAUGUCAGAUUUUUGUAUUGAUUUGUCUUUUGAAAUAUUUUUAAUGUUUUAGUAUAUUGAUUUUUUUAUUUACAUAUGUUAAAGUAAAAAUGUUUGAUUAAAUACAAGUAAACUAAAAAAAGCUCUUUAUAUCUUUCUGUUCAUGAUUUUCUUCCUUUUUUGUCUUUCCUUUGGUCAUCUGUAAGUCAGUCAGCCCCAGCUGAAUCAAAAUAUUCCUUUCUGUGUGCAUGCAGAUAUUUUUGUGCAAAUGGACAGGUUAGUAUAUGAAAUGUAUUUCUCAGGUGUCUCCACAUGGUGACAGUGUAGCACUAAUACACACACACACACAUGCUAUAAUUUUACCUUUGUACAAUGAGCUAAAAUAACAGUUAUUAAAGUCACGGCUAAAAGCCAAAGUUCACAAGCGUGUAGCUCUAAAUAACAUCACAUUUACAGGCUCUUUCAGGGCUACUUUAAUCAACCUUUUUAUUGUGAAAAUCCUUGAUUUUAUUGUAAGAAAUUUGUUGUUGGGUGGAUUUAGAUUUAUUGUAAAUUUAUUGUUUCAUGUCAAACAUUUCAAUAAGUUGAUGCACUGCAGGUUAAAAACAAUAAAUCUUUUACUAUUAUAAAAUUAA
Molecule: messenger RNA, 4782 nt
Organism: Danio rerio (zebrafish)
Lineage: Eukaryota; Metazoa; Chordata; Actinopteri; Cypriniformes; Danionidae
Source: RefSeq, a predicted model, not a curated record